ACUUUGUUCUGUAGACUACUUAUAUGAUUGGCCUUCCCUCUCACGCUGUUUCUAAUAUUUACAGGUCAACUUCAUAUUUUUCCUGGUCCUUGCCAUAGCCCAUAGUCAAGUUCAUGGUAUAUUUAAAAAUAGUAAAAUUCAAUAAAAGCAAAACAAAAUGAGUGAACUCAACACCAAAGAAGAAAUGGUUAAGAAACUAAAUGAGACGCUGGAAGUUGCUGACCCAGAAAUCUUUGAAUUAAUUACUAAAGAGAAACAUCGUCAAAGCAAAGGGCUGGAAAUGAUAGCAUCAGAAAAUUUUACUUCUAAAGCAGUCUUGCAAGCACUUAGUAGCUGUCUCCAUAACAAGUAUUCAGAAGGAUUGCCAGGAAUGAGAUAUUAUGGUGGUAACGAAUUCAUUGACCAAAUUGAAGUGUUGUGUCAAAAGAGGUGCUUGGAGGCAUAUGGCUUGAAUGCAGAACAAUGGGGUGUCAAUGUUCAACCUUAUUCUGGUUCACCUGCCAAUUUUGCGGUAUAUACAGGAAUAGUUGAGCCACAUGGGCGUAUCAUGGGUUUGGACCUUCCUGAUGGAGGUCACCUUACGCACGGUUUUUUUACAGCAACUAAAAAAAUUUCUGCCACUUCCAUAUUUUUCGAGUCGAUGCCUUAUAAAUCUGACCCUAAAACGGGUUUGAUUGAUUACGACCAGCUUGCUAUUACGGCGAGACUAUUUAAGCCGAAGCUGAUUAUUGCCGGAAUUAGUUGUUAUUCACGUAACUUGGAUUACGCCAAAUUUCGUACGAUUGCGGAUGAUGUAGGUGCUUAUUUAAUGGCCGAUAUGGCUCACGUCAGUGGUCUCGUUGCUGCAGGAGUCGCCCCUUCGCCUUUCCCCUACUGCGACAUUGUAACUACCACUACUCACAAGACGCUUCGUGGACCGAGAGCUGGUGUAAUAUUUUUCCGUCGUGGCCCAAUUAAUACGCCUGGUGGCUCCUAUGAUUUCGAAAAUCGAAUAAAUCAAGCUGUCUUCCCCGGCCUCCAGGGUGGUCCGCAUAAUCACGCAAUUGCUGCAAUUGCCAUUGCAAUGAAGCAUGCUAAAACCGAAGAUUUCAAAUCUUAUCAGCAGCAAGUCGUGAAAAAUGCCCAAGAGCUUUGCCGUGGGUUGCAAGAUCUAGGUUACAAGAUCGUCACUGACGGUACGGACAACCAUUUGAUUUUAAUGGAUUUGCGCACUGUAGGAUUGACAGGUUCUAAGGGUGAAAAGAUUUUGGAAGAAAUCGGGAUUGCUUGCAACAAAAAUACGGUUCCAGGUGACAAAAGUGCUUUCAAUCCAAGCGGAAUUCGCCUCGGAACGCCUGCUCUUACUACUCGCGGGCUUCUCGAAGCUGACAUUGUCCGGGUUGUUCAGUUUAUUAAUAGAGGGUUGCUGUUAGCCAUUGAAGUAUCAGCGAUUUCGGGUCCUAAGUUAGUUGAUUUUAAGCGGAUAUUGCUCGAAGAUCAACAGAUAAAUGCCAAGGUAAUGCAGCUAAGGUCAGAAAUUGAAUCAUUCGCCCUCGAAUUCCCCAUGCCCGGUUAUGAUUUUUGAAAGAGUUUUUUUAUGUUGAGUUUUUAGCUUUUUUUGGGGCAUUUUUUGUCCCUCUAUCGGGAUCAGCAGUAAUAAAUCGCUUUUAUCUUUUGUCGGGUCAGCAAUAAUAAACAUUACAUAUCUUGUAA
Molecule: messenger RNA, 1692 nt
Organism: Daphnia carinata
Lineage: Eukaryota; Metazoa; Arthropoda; Branchiopoda; Diplostraca; Daphniidae
Product: serine hydroxymethyltransferase-like
Exons: 6
Coding region: 158-1564 (468 amino acids)
Biological process (GO): purine nucleobase biosynthetic process; L-serine catabolic process; tetrahydrofolate interconversion
Cellular component (GO): cytoplasm; cytosol; nucleus
Molecular function (GO): glycine hydroxymethyltransferase activity; mRNA 5'-UTR binding; cobalt ion binding
Source: RefSeq, a predicted model, not a curated record